Molecule: messenger RNA, 2658 nt
Organism: Gadus chalcogrammus (walleye pollock)
Lineage: Eukaryota; Metazoa; Chordata; Actinopteri; Gadiformes; Gadidae
Gene: tspan11
Product: tetraspanin 11
Exons: 9
Coding region: 292-1056 (254 amino acids)
Cellular component (GO): membrane
Source: RefSeq, a predicted model, not a curated record
AUCUGGUCGCUUCAUUUCCUGCUCGCCCGCGGCCCACACUGGCCCCUUCCCUAAAGUCCGACUACCGUCACACACGCUCCGAGGAAACCUGCUGCUGAGACUAUAAGCAACAAGCUGAACACACAGUGUCUCUUCCGCAGUGUGGACGGUGCAUUGAUUUGGAGAGGGAUUGAUCAUCAAGUGGUUCGUCCUGUCCGCAGGAGUGCGAGUUGGUACAGUCUCCUCCACGUCAUUCCCUGGGGAAGAAGCCGACAUCGCACCCGAUAAGAAGCAGAAGUGUGAGGCAGGAAGAUGUCGACAGCGUUUAAGGACGACCAGGGAGACUGGCUGACCGUGUGUUUGAAGUACCUGCUCUUUGUCUUCAACUUCCUGUUCUGGGUGGGCGGGGCUGCCGUGCUGGGAGUGGGCGUGUGGACGCUGGUGGAGAAGAGCGACUACCUGAGCCUGCUGGCCUCCAGCACCUUCGCAGUGUCGGCCUACAUCCUGAUCCUGGCCGGCAGCCUGGUGGUGGUGACCGGCUUCGUGGGCUGCUGCGCCGUCAUCCGGGAGCAGAAGAGCUGCCUGUCCACGUAUUUCUCCUGCCUGCUGGUGAUCUUCUUGAUAGAGCUGGUGGCUGGCGUCCUGGCCUACGUCUACUACCAAAGGCUCAGUGAUGAGCUGAAACAGCACCUGAACCAGACCAUGUCUGAGAACUACGCCCAGCCGGGGGCAGAGGCCAUCACGCUGGCCGUGGACCGGCUGCAGCAGGACUUCAAGUGCUGCGGCAGCAACAACUCGGGCGACUGGCUGCAGAGCGUGUACAUCGAGUCGCCAGAGUCGCAGGACCGGCUGGUUCCAGACAGCUGCUGCAAGACCAUCACCCCCCUCUGUGGCCUCCGAGACCACCCCUCCAACAUCUACAAGGUGGAGGGCGGAUGCAUCACCAAGCUGGAGCAGUUCCUGGCGGACCACCUGCUGGUCAUCGGGGCCGUGGGAAUAGGCGUGGCCUGUCUGCAGAUCUGUGGGAUGGUGUUUACCUGCUGCUUGUAUCGGAGGAUCAAGAUAGACCCUUACUGAUCCCCCCCCCCCCCCCCCCCCCCCCGGGGGCGGGGCCUGUACGAAGUCCAAGGGGCGGGACCUGUACUGAGUCCCGGGGGCGGGACCUGUGAGUUUCACUGCGGUGAUUGGCCGAUCACAGAAGGAAACCCAAAAACCAAAAAUGACAAACUUUUCAAACUUCCGCUCUUAGUCCCCCCGACACGGGCGCGCCGUCGUAGUCGAAUUAGAAGUCACCGUUGACCAAUGUGCCUGAUGUUCAAUGUCCAGUCCAUGAGUCAUUAAUUGCAGGAAAUGUUAUUUUUUGUCAAGCACAUGGGUAGCUAUGCUUGGUAGCAUGCCUAGAAGGAUAGAAGGACGGAUGUGUCCCUUGAAGUGUGUGCGCUACGACUACUGUUGAUUUUGCAAUGUGCCUUAUUCGCCUAGCGGCCAUCUUGGCUCCAUCUUGCUUCUAAACGUUUUGAAGGAAGAUGGAGCCAAGAUGGCGGCUCGUUGAAUAAGGCCCGUAACGUAUACUGUGGACAUGAAGGUCAAUGCAAAGCUAUCUAACGCAAACGUAAAGUAUCUAACAUUAGAUACAUGUAAGACAGUAAGUUAGCUGUCCCGCGUAUAAUCACAUUGUGCCUGUGUUAAAACCAUCACUUUUGAUAAUGCCUUAAAUCACUAGCAAUCAAACGGUGCGGAAAUUAAAUGGUUUUACUUAUAUUUGUAUAUCCACUAUAUUUAUUAGUAUGUUGAAUUGAUUGCUCUAGUGGUGUAUUUAGUUGUGAUUUAUUUUUAAAGUAGACCUAUCUUAUUGGCCAGUUUAUUUACCAUUUCCCAGUUAUGGCUGACCUGCUGGUUUAUAUGGCAGAUUUGAAGCCUCAGCUAUUUCUUGUUUUGCCGUUAUUGUAUUUACCUGUUGAACAUUCCACAAUCAAUGUUUUUUUUUGUGUAACAUUACCAAAUAUAUAUAUAUAUGCGUCUUUACGUCUUUACCGUUUGCCCCGUUUGAUAUUGGCGCAAGCGCUCCCCCUGUUGGAGAGUUUGGGUUGGGCAGCCACUGUGCCGUGCCAUUCCGCCACCACCAUAUCGAGAAUGAAGAAUGGAGAUAUUUUUUUAAAUAUGUCCCUACGUCCGCCAUACAUUAAUACAUUCCUGUUGUAUUACAAUUAAAAGCUUUUGCCAUUAAUUACUAUUGAAAGAUCAAACCGCUUAGAUACAAUGCGAAGUAAAAAUAAAUAUACUGAUUCUUUUUUAUAACAAUUUAGAAUAUCAUCAAAAACUACCAUAUUGUGCAUACCUGUCAUGUUAAUUCUUGUGGAAAAGGCUACGUGAAGAUUAAUUCGGUUCUUAUUGGUAUACAGCAGGCUUCCAAUAACAUUAUUUCCUUGUCAGUCUAUAGCUCUGAACCUAAACAUUUGUCUUACCUGAGCCUUGAUGUCAAUUGGGUACAAAAUGAUUAGGACACAGACUAUUUAAACAAAUGGUUAUUUAAUAAACUGGCUUUCUCAUAGCAGUUGUGAAAUCUGUUUCACUUAUUAUUUCAUCGUAAUGAGCUUCUUGUCGUAGUCUGCUGCAUAGCACCUGAAAUAAAGACACUGGGGGUUUUGUGAAUAGCAUGUGCUGUUACUGACUGUCUAA